AUGGCUGACAGAAAAGCAUAUGGUGUCAAACCAGCACCCGAUUUUGCAUGCCGAGUACGAUAUCAGCAUAUACCUCCGCCAUUGCCAUCACAUCCAGUGCGAUUUCAACUACCACGCACAAUAGACGGUUGUGAUCAAUAUGCUCGGGGUGCGGGCCUAGUACAGAAGCAUCCACUUCCUCUGCUAAUUGACAGUCAUCUUGGAAUGGCUGUUGACAUAAGCUCGUUACCUGAUGCACUAGUGGGUGAAGACAAUGAAGUAAAUCCGUCGACAUAUCAACAGAUCGAUCCAGACGACGAACCACUUUUUGCUCCACCCAGAGAUGCAAUUGAUAAACCAAGUCCAACAGGAUUGAAAAAAAAGGAACCCAAAUUUUGGCUGCGUCGAACGCAGUACAUCAGUUCAGAGAUAAUAAAUCAACAUAAACCAGCCGAGCGCACUGCAAAGGCAACAGAAAUCACGGAAAGGACGAGAGAGGAACAGAUACGGGCUAUCGAAAAGUCAUUUGAUUCCGUCAAUGAUGCUGAAAAGCUGAAGAAAUUGAAACACCCUACAAAGGCGGAUGUCCAUGUCGAAGAAAUAAUCCCCCUAUUUCCCGAUCUGAAAGAAAUGGAUAUGGCUCUAACACACUGUAGUUUUAACACUGAUCCGUUUGAAGGUGCCGAGGAGCGUUUGCGUAUGAUUAUACAAGGGAAGGAAGAACGCUUAGAGAAUGCGCUAAUGGUGCCAGUGGUAGUAAACGAAGAAAAAUUCCUAAUGCACUAUCUUCCUUCGGCAGAGACAGCGGAACUUAUUAAUCGAAAACGCAAAGCCGAGUCUGAUGCUGACUAUUUUGAUAAGUUGCACACAUACAUGUGGAUCCGUGACUAUAUAUACGAUAGCCACCGAGACGAUAAGAAAACCGGUCACCUUUCAUUUGUCUUUCGUGACGAUGACCUCGAGGACAAAUUCCGCAUGGAAUCAGACUCGGACAAAAUGGCAUAUUUCAAAGUGAUACAGGGAAGGUUGUUGUUAAAGCCGAGGCGACCAACGCAAGGGAACAAAUAUCCAGAGCAGUAUGGCAAAGCUUCACGUUUGCAAGCAAAAUUUAAGAAGAGCGAUGUUAAUGUGCAAGAAAAUGACUUGUAA
Molecule: messenger RNA, 1128 nt
Organism: Paraglomus occultum
Lineage: Eukaryota; Fungi; Glomeromycota; Glomeromycetes; Paraglomerales; Paraglomeraceae
Source: the annotation of a GenBank genome assembly